CCACUGGUGGCAACGCUGAGCGUCAGCUGUUCUGCCGCCUUUUGAUUUUGUAAUAGUUUGGAAUUUUAAGCGAAAAAUGCAGAGCCUGACCCGUCUGCUGAACACCGCCCUUACCCUGCAGCCCCCGCAGCGGCUGGGCAAUGCAGCAGCCGUGGCCUUGCAGCAGUGGCGAGGCAAAACCAAAGUAGUAGAGAAGCCCAAGCCAGGCGCCGGUCAACAAUUCCGGCGCACCGUGCACUUUCCGGAGGAGUACACGGUGGAGCCACUAGAAAUCACCCAUCUGGCUGGCCGGGAUCCUGUCUCUGGUCGUCUGGUGGCCAAGGGCAUAGGCGGCGGCGUCAAACAGCAAUACCGAUGGGUCAAGUGGGUACGUGACGGUCCGCCGGAAGGUGCGCCGAGGGAGGAGUUGGUGCUGGAGGUGCUUCGCGACGGCUGUCGAACGGCCAAGGUGGCCUUGGUGGCUGUUGGCGACGAGCUGAAGUACAUUCUGGCCACGGAGAACAUGAAGGCGGGCGAUAUUCUGAAGACCUCGCGAGUGAUCCCAAGGAUUCCGGUGCGUCCUAACGAGGGCGAUGCGUACCCGCUUGGAGCUUUGCCCGUUGGAACCCGUAUUCACUGCCUGGAAAAGAAUCCUGGCCAAGCGUGUCAUUUGAUCCACGCCGCCGGAACCUUUGGCACCAUCCUGCGCAAGUUUGAUGACAAGGUGGUGGUACAGCUGCCCUCGAAGCGCGAGUUCGCCUUCCACCGCACCUGCAUGGCCACUGUGGGCCGUCUGUCAAACACAGAGCAUAACAAGGAGCAUGUGGGCAGUGCACAGCGCAUGCGGGAACUGGGCAAUCGUCCGCGAUCUGGUCUAUGGAAGCGGAAGGAGGGCAAGCACGGAAGGAAGAUACGCCGCCUGCCACCCAUGACCACGAUAGCACCGCCGGCACCGCCUAAAGAAGAAGCCAUCAGGCUGACCCUGCCCCUGUGAGGCUUUCGUUUAAUUUCUAUGUUUCACACAUUAUACAACUAGAACUAGA
Molecule: messenger RNA, 1022 nt
Organism: Drosophila serrata
Lineage: Eukaryota; Metazoa; Arthropoda; Insecta; Diptera; Drosophilidae
Gene: mRpL2
Product: mitochondrial ribosomal protein L2
Biological process (GO): mitochondrial translation
Cellular component (GO): mitochondrial large ribosomal subunit; ribosome
Molecular function (GO): RNA binding; structural constituent of ribosome
Source: RefSeq, a predicted model, not a curated record